Messenger RNA from Rotaria sp. Silwood1, 303 nucleotides. The record is from the annotation of a GenBank genome assembly. NCBI's taxonomy places the organism in Eukaryota, Metazoa, Rotifera, Eurotatoria, Philodinida, Philodinidae.
AUGGAUGCACGUUCAGAUGGUACACUUGAAGUAAUGGGCAUGUUAUUAGGAAAAAUUAAUAGUAAAAAUAUGAUUGUUAUAGAUUCAUUUGCUUUACCAGUUGAAGGAACAGAAACUCGUGUAAAUGCUCAACAAGAACCAUAUGAAUAUAUGAGUUCAUAUACAUUAUGGGCUAAAGAAGUCAAUCGAUGUAAAGCUGAAACUGACGUUAUUGAAUAUCAACCAGUACCAUUAAAUAAAAUUGAAGAUUUUGGUGUUCAUUGUAAACAAUAUUAUCCACUUGAAUCACAUCAACAUUAUUAA